GCUGUCUUGUGGUUGGGUUUCCACAGAAAGGCAGUGAUCCAAGGAGGCUAUACAUUCCCCUAUAACACCGUGGACCCCUCUGUCCUGAGAUAAGUCUCAAGUGGAUCCUCUCUGGAGAGCUCAUGUGGAGUGUGUCCGGAGCUGUUUUGAGUUGAGCGUUGGGGAAGUGGCCGCAGAGCGCAAUGGGCCGCGGAGAUUGAGCGCUACCUGUGUACCUGCUGGAGUGCGUACGGCUCACUACAACUGAAGCCGUGUACACGAUGGCGAGCUGCUGGGUAUGGUGCCGCAACACCUGUGUGUGCUGUUUAUCCGAGGACGAAAAGAGGAAUGUCGCCAACCACAAGAAGAUCCAGAAGGAGCUCGAGAGACAGAAGAAGAAAGAAAGGAAAGAAAUCAAAAUCCUCCUGUUAGGAACCGGGGAGAGUGGCAAAACUACUUUUAUCAGACAGAUGCGUAUCAUCCAUGGCAAAGGCUUUUCUGAAGUGGACAGAAAGACUUUUGCUAAAUGUAUAUUUCAGAACAUCUUCACAGCCGUGAAAGCCAUGACAGCUGCGAUGACCACACUCAAAAUCCCCUAUUCCAACCCAGAGAAUGAGAUCUAUGCCAAAUGGCUGCAGGAUAUAAACACAGUGCAGAUUACUCAGUUAGAAAGAGGCUACGUGGAUGCUAUCAGGCGCCUGUGGGCGGACUCAGGCAUCCGAGUCUGCUACAGCCGCCGGUGCGAGUACCAGCUCCUCGACUCCACCGAGUACUAUCUGAGCAACUUGGACCGCAUUGCUUCCCCAGACUACAUACCAACAGAACAAGACGUGUUGCGAGUUCGAUUCCCAACAACAGGCAUCCAUGACUACUCUUUCACCAUCAAAAACAUCACUCUAAGGAUUGUAGACGUUGGUGGUCAGAAGUCAGAGCGUCGCAAAUGGAUUCACUGUUUUGAAAAUGUCACUUCUCUCAUCUUUCUGGCAUCCCUCAGCGAGUAUGACCAAGUCCUGGAGGAAAGAGAAACCAUUAACCGCAUGAAUGAGAGCCUGUCUCUGUUCUACAUCACCAUCCACUCACCCUGGUUCCUCACCACCUCCAUCAUACUUUUUCUCAACAAGACUGACAUCUUAGCUGACAAAAUACAGACUUCUGACUUGAAGAAAUACUUCCCCAACUUCCCUGGUCAGAGGCAGAAUGUGAAGGAUGCACAGAUGUUUAUUCGCCAGAUGUACGAGGAGCGGUCUGUCAACAAGACUCUGUACCCACACUUCACCUGCGCCACUGACACGAACAAUAUCAGGACGGUCUUUGACGACGUUAAAGACACAGUUCUGCUCAAGUCACUGGGGGAUUAUGGUAUCCUAUGAACAACCACCAGUCUACCGAAGGCUGUGAUCAAGCAAAAAUGAAGUCUUUUUUUUUUUUUAUAAAACAUAAAGGAUUUUAUAAGACUCUUGUAUCAUUGAUGUUUCCCUUUUCCAUUAUGACAUGAGCAGAUUUGAAUACUCAAUCUUAAAGCACCAUGCCGGCGGAGAUUACACUAGUGUUUACUGCCAACAAGUCUGCUGUAUCAGAGGAAGCAGUCAACAAAUCCGGAUACAUCCUUUUAUUACUGCCAGAAGCUUUUCCUGCCUUUAUUUUUUAUGGAUCGACAGAACUAAGCCACACACAAAGAGCCGAUGAGGAUGUUUUAAAUAUGACACAAGAAGAGACCACAAUUUCCUUCAUAAAAACACACACAAAUUUAUUUCCUCUCUGAAUGCUUCAUAGACAAACAUGUUGUGUAUCAGUUUAUUAUAAAGAUGCAUUUUAUAUAAACAACACCUGAGAAUCCUUGAGGAGCCGCUUGAGGAACUGUCUUGGAAGCACAUCCAAGCCCUACACCCCAGCAUCAGAGACUGUGGUGUGGACCUUUAUUUUUGUUAUAGAAUAAUAAUAAUUUCCAAUAUGUUCUGUUCUAUUUCUUCAACAGGUUGUGUUCAAGCCAUUCUAGACUAGAUUCCAGAUGAGGUUAGGGGCCUAUAACUCUAUGGUAAAUUCAUUGUUUUUGAUAGAAAUAGCCAAACUAAAAACCCACAAAAAAUAACUUGGACCUUAUCUUUAUUUGAUAGAGAUUGGGACUACAAACUUGGCAUAAGUCCUUUCGACUUAAAGUCCUUUCAAAUGACAACAUUCAAACCUUUAUUAAGUUCAAUCUUUUUGAACCCCUAAAACUUCUUAGUAGUUCAAUUGUGCUGGCAGACUAAAAACAUUGAACUUUAUCUUAGUUUCAUGAGGAUAGGUCCAGUAAUUACAGAUAUAUCAACCAUGAGCCAUGUCAAAACAUCUGCAUUUUGCCAGUAAACAGCAAAUUUAACCAUAUUCUGACCUGUCCUCCAACUCAAUAUUAAACUAUGGAUAGUUUAGAAUGCUGUGAUAUCACGGCAGCCCCAGCUUUGUUUUUAGUUGCACAAGUAUUAGGUUUUUAGCGUGAAAGGACACAGAAAUAUAUAUGUAUAUACAUGUACACCAAGCAGGCAAAACAAAUGACCAGUAAGUCACAGCAUCUUUUGUCUAGACUUUUUGGCAUUAUGCUCCAAAUGUCAGGUGGUUAUAAAGAUCUGAUGACCAGUGUAUUUAAACCCAUGAAAACAUCCAAAACUGGGCAGUUGAGAAGCAUGAAGACAAAAGUCAUUGUUCAAAGUGCCUGUCAACUCAAUACAUUUAUUACAAUUUGUGCAUUACAUUUGUCAUUGCCUAAAGCAACUUGUCAUAAAAGUCAAAGCAAAGGAAAAGAGACCUGCUUGGUUGUUAUAAAACCUUUGCCAUUUUAAUCAUCGCCUCCACAAUAGCAAAGAGUACACUGAGUGAGGUCUUUGAGGUAAAGGGUAAAGAACAGUCAUUUAAGGUGGACGUGUGAGCACAUAUCAGUGUCUUUAUUUAUAUGAAUGUGUGGAAAGGGGAAUUUAUGUUUGUAUAUUGAUUUUACCCUGGCAUGUGUAAACAUUAAAUCGAUUAAGAUGAAGUGACACUAUCUCACAAUAUGGUUGCUCUGAUGUUACAUGUAAGGAGUCAAUAAAUUAUAUUUGGUGUAGGAAAAUUCACUGUACUGUGAUGAGUAAGUUACAUAUUUUGAACAUUUAACUCGGUUGUAACAAUUGUGGCUUCACAAGAAGUAAAAACAAAACUAAGUCUUCCAAAAAUCUUUCACUCUCUGUCUUCUGGAUUGAUAAUGUUAGUGUUUUGUUUUGAAGUAAUUAAAUUAAAUUAAAUUACAAUGAGGCUAUAGAUGGCAGAACUGACCACCAUAAUAUCAUAGACAGUGCAAACUAUAACGUUACUGUUUUGACACUGUGAGCCAAAGCUUGUGCGUGUUUACCCUGUUUAGAGUCUGAAAGCUCUUUUCAGACACUGUCAAUAAGUUGUGUACCGGAUCUGUAAAAAUGUCUGGAUCUUUUUGUUAAUAUUAAAAACAAACCUGUUGAA
Messenger RNA from Periophthalmus magnuspinnatus, 3447 nucleotides. Its product is annotated as guanine nucleotide-binding protein subunit alpha-11-like. The coding region runs from base 261 to 1349 and encodes 362 amino acids. Gene Ontology annotation, biological process: action potential; adenylate cyclase-modulating G protein-coupled receptor signaling pathway; phospholipase C-activating dopamine receptor signaling pathway. Gene Ontology annotation, cellular component: heterotrimeric G-protein complex. The transcript has 8 exons. Gene Ontology annotation, molecular function: GTPase activity; guanyl nucleotide binding; G-protein beta/gamma-subunit complex binding. Lineage: Eukaryota; Metazoa; Chordata; Actinopteri; Gobiiformes; Gobiidae. The record is from RefSeq and is a predicted model, not a curated record.